Radiomyces spectabilis is the source of this 582-nucleotide messenger RNA. RefSeq lists its product as uncharacterized. NCBI's taxonomy places the organism in Eukaryota, Fungi, Mucoromycota, Mucoromycetes, Mucorales, Radiomycetaceae. The transcript has 3 exons. The coding region runs from base 89 to 436 and encodes 115 amino acids. The record is from RefSeq and is a predicted model, not a curated record.
GGGAUCAGUUCAGGCCAAAGAGGGUUUCUUCUCUUUCCGUUGUUGCUUCUUAUUGCGCAUCUCCCCUUUAUUCGCUCCUCACAUUCUCAUGGACAAAAGUCAAGCCAAGUUCAACAUGAAACGAGGAGCUUUCUUUGGAGGGACGGUAGGGUUAUGUAUGGGUAUCGCCAUUGGUUCUGCCAAUCUCCUGGGAUUCAGUAGCCGACCGUAUGUACAGACGGUGUCUCGAUACAUGGCAAGCUCAUUUGUAUCCGUAGCAGCAUGGCUCAGUAUUCGGGGGCUGAUGUCACGAGAACGAUUCCCCAGUUUAUUAUAUCAAUCAGGAGCAGCGCAUGCCAAUACACCAUUAGAACACCUACGCUUGCUGAAUAACGCACCUGCCUCCAUUUCUCUUCCAAGGCCGAUGCCAAUAUUCGUGCACAGCAGAUGUGCAUAAGUGAUCGGCGAUGCAAUUUUUUUUUCUCCACCUUCUGUUCCAAGGCUCAGAUGUCUCUUUCACUCGACGAGGCUGCAGGUGACAAAAAGCCAACGACAGAAAGGGAAUCCUGGAAAGAGUAUUUAUUUCCUUUUGAUGAUAUCCCA